Molecule: messenger RNA, 1485 nt
Organism: Mauremys reevesii (Reeves's turtle)
Lineage: Eukaryota; Metazoa; Chordata; Testudines; Geoemydidae
Product: zinc finger protein 319-like
Exons: 4
Coding region: 165-485 (106 amino acids)
Source: RefSeq, a predicted model, not a curated record
CUGCAGACCCUGCCUCAGCGGAGAAGGGUGAAUGAAGCACGGGUGCGAAGAGAGAAUUCGGGAUUCCUGACUCCCUGCCUAGUGGUGGCUGGGCCACCCAUGGGAACACCUGGGGCAGCUCCUGCUCAGGCUAUGCAGGGACCAAACUGAACAUUUUAUCCCAAAUGGAGCAGGUGGGAGCACCAUGGGCCAAGGAUCAGCAGGACUCGCUGGAAGAAGAAAGCUCAGAAAUCCCCUCCUUCGCACAGGGCUGCCCGGGCCAGGAGAGAGGUGUGUGUGAGAAGAGCUACAAGGAGAAGAUCCACCUGAAGCGUCAUGAGACCCUCCACUUCCAGAGGAAGCCGUUCAAGUGCAGGAAGUGCUUCCUGCAGACGUGGGAGCUGACGAUGCACCAGAGGACCCACACAGCUCCUGGGAUCCCCAGUCACAGACCCCAUUGUGCCAGGCGCUGUGCAGACGCAGAACAAAAAGACCCGCAGAGCUGAUGAGCAACAGGUAUCCUCCCUAAGGUGCUUAGCUGGCCCCCAUUCCUGUCUUAUCGGAGCACCUCACAACUAACAAUGUUUAUCCUCACAGCGCCCCCAUGAGGCUGGGAAGUGCUAUUGUCCCCAGUCUGCAGAUCUGAGGGCACAGAGAGGGUCGGUGACUUGCCCAAUGCCACCCGUGGAAUUUGUGCCUGAUUAGGGACCUGAACAUGGGUCUCGCGAAUCACACCUGGCCCACUGGGCCAUCCUGCCCCUUACGGAGAGCUCACAAGCACAUCUGUAGAAGAUGUUAUAGUUGGUUAUGAGCAACUUGUUGACCUGUUGGAUUCUUUUAAUAAUUGAUGACCUAUUUUUUCAAACCUUUUAAUCAUUUAUUAACACAUUUUAUAAACUGUUGGUAAAUGGAACUUCAGUAUAAAGCAUAAGCAACUUUCUCAUAAUUGUGUACUGUAGCCUAUAGGACUAACCUGCUUGCUUGUGUGUAUCUAUCUAUCUAUCUUUUCUUAUAGUUUAAGUAUUUCGGUUUAUUGUAAUAGGUUUAUAGAUUUAUAUUAAAGUAAGUUUGGUUGUAAUGCAAGAGACCGACAGGCCAUAUCCUGUAUGUUAAGCUAAGGCAAAGUUAGUAUAUCUAUAUUAAGACCUUUUACUCAGAAAGCAAAGUUGACCUAUAUCUUGUUACCUAAAUAGAUGAAUACCCAUGCCUAUGUCCAUGACCUUUUAUGUAGACCAAUAGACAAUGGAGAAUGGCAUAGAGGAGUUUUCAAUGUUAUACCCACAGACUUAACAAGACCACCACAAAAGACUGAUGUGUGUACAUACCUGUCAUCAAUACGCACAUACAUAUUAGCCUAUGGGGUAAGUGCACCCUAACAUUUCUAUGGGUAAGGAAUGAAAUUUGGGCAUAAGAGGAAGGAUUUCCGGCAUUUGCCCUAUAAAAGAGGUGACACACCUUGAUAGAGUACUCCAUCUCCAUUCUCACUUUACUCUAUUCUCACUUACU